GCUACAUAGCGCUGUCUCGGGCAGGGGCUCUAUUCAGACAUGAAGUUCGAUGGUCUAUGGGUCAUAUUCGUGGGGAGUCUUUUAUGUAAUAGUCCAGUAAUCGAUGCCGUUACGAAAUACGCAUGUGUGAGUUUCAAUGGUGGAAUAGGCAGGGGUAUUAACGCGGGUUAUGGCGGACUAGGUGAUGGUGGUUUUGGUUUUGACAGUUCCCAGAAUUCCGCAUCCUCCGAGGAGUUUGGAAUGGAUAUCGGGGGAUACGGAGCAGUCCAGCAUGGAAUAUCUCCCCCCGGAUCCCUACAGGGCGGGGCCAAUCCAAGCUCUUUCUCCCCGGGAACAUCUCCAUUGGAAGUAAUGCAGGGAGCAGGGGGGUUAUCUGCGCAGAACACGGGAGUCGGCACUGUUUCCGGUCUCCCCAACACUGCUGCCAGCCUAGGCGGAGCCUCUCACAUUCAGCAAAGUCCCAACACUGCUGGUAUGAUGGGACAUAUGCCGGUAAACAAAGUCGCACCGGGACAUCCGGGCGUUUUCUUGUCCGGAAGUCUGUCCUGUACUGAUCGUCCGGGGACCACCAUAUUAAUAACGAAGCUGGUUUACGGCAAUGGUGGUAUCUAUUCGUGUUCCUCGCCAGACCAGAACUGUGAUAUCGUGGACUAUAAAGAUCAAGAAAUCACCCCGUUUUGUGAUGGUCAGGUUAAAUGUAUGGUUAGGACCACGGGAAAGCUGUUGCCAGGCUGUAGUGUUACCAGCAAUUUUGUUCACAUAGAGUACGAAUGCAUAAAUCCUUGGUCUUCUUUUGACAUCUGCAAGGACCUAAAGAAGGUCGUUAGUCAACCGGAAGUGUUUAUCAUGUCACCUAGCUUCUUUCAAGGAGAAUCACCGCCAUCUAAAACGUGCGAGUGCAUUCUGAAGGGUCGUUAUGACAACCGCAUCAUGGCCCAGUACGUCCAUACAGAUAUAUACCAGGCAUCCAAUCAAUCGUGUACGGAAAGUUCUGUCCUUUUUGAAAGUAAAUUGAGUCCCAACCAGACGGAACUGGAUAAGACGACGGAAGUGUGCGGCAGACGAUCUCUGAACAAUUACUUGUACAGGGGCGAUCUCAGAAUCACUUUCAAAGAUGUCGAUUCCGGAUCGAAAAGCGGAUUUGUUUCAAAAUUACUCGUUCCAUCCGUCGGUAUCGGAGUGCAAAAUGAAAUAGCGAUGGAAUGUGGACCCGUGCGCUUACCCGGAGAGCCCACCCCGUCUCCAGACAUGGUCAAUCAGAACCACGGAGGAAUGCCGAGCCCCUUUGGUCCAUUUUCGCCCAUGGGAUCGAUGAAUCCACAAUUUCAGCAAUCACCGAGGAUACCAGCCCCUCCCGUCUUCGAGGGAAUCCAGACACAGGGCAACGCAUGGGGCGUGCCGCCUCGGGCUAUGGCUUCAGGGCCCAUGAACUGGGGAGGGGUUCAGAACUGGGGAGGCCCACCCUUUCCCCACCCGAGAUUUACAUCCGGGACUCAGGACGCCCAGUCGACGACUAGCGCUCCCCCGGCGGCCUGGUCCAGGAACCAGAAUCCACCCGCCCAACGACAGAACAACCAUCAGGUACACUUCAUGGGCGGUAACCGGAGGGCCACACCGGCUCCAGUAGCACCCAAUCCGUACGGUGUAACAAUAAACAACGCACAGAAUAGAGGGCAUAAUCCCAGGAGGUCAAGGUUCGAGGGCAAAGACGUUGUCAUAGAAUCUAAAGACAAGUCGACCGAAAAAACAGCAAACAACAUGGUGGGAUACAUUAUUGGUGGAAUCGGUGCUGUGAUGACGGCGUUUUGCGCUUUGUUUAUCUCCAUCUACUGCACAAGAAGAAGGCAAAGAAUUCUGGAGAGAAGAGCAUCAGAAAGAUCACAGGGAGGAGAAUCACCAAUAUACUCCUUGUCGUCUGCUGAGGAUCACGUGCAUCCAAUGAAAAAAUGCGGUGAUGGUCACGUGAACGAAGCUUUUGACGACAGUGGCGCUAGUGGAGAGCCCAAUGAGGGGUCGGUAUGCUUCGAAAACGUAGAUCUGAAUGAAGAUAAUUAUCUGUCGCUAGAAGAAGUGGAGGAAGGAAGACAGGUGGAAGAUGGCGUGUCUUCCGUUGACAAUGUGGAGGUUCCAUUAGAAGAAAGGGUUGAUUCCAAGUACUGUCUUGUCCACGAAACAAAGACAGAGUAUGACAACAAUGUGUAAAUAUUUUGGACUCAUUUUUGUGCUAAAUUUAAACAAAACAUUCUUUAGAAGUAUCUCCUAUGAUAUUUUGGGUAUUUGUGAUCAUUUGAUUCUAUUAAACUAAUAAACGAAAGAUAUUUACUUUA
Molecule: messenger RNA, 2327 nt
Organism: Magallana angulata
Lineage: Eukaryota; Metazoa; Mollusca; Bivalvia; Ostreida; Ostreidae
Exons: 6
Coding region: 40-2202 (720 amino acids)
Source: RefSeq, a predicted model, not a curated record